CUUUCAGUGCUGCAGUUGCAGCAGCGUUUGCAGCCGAAGGGGGCGGACGCUCAGUGCAUCAGCAUCUCUCUCGUCCUCCUCAUCAAGCUUGAACGAUCCGAUUCCCUGCAAGCAUGCGACGUGUCGACAUCAUGACACCUGUGUAAGGAUAAACAUGAUGAGGCGUGACAAGGACAGGUGCCGAGGUGUUGAUGAGCAGUCAAGGGCUGGCUCCUGUGUUCAGCGUGGAGAAACGGAGACUGACCGAAGUCAAACCGCCAUGCAGGAGCACAUCAACCCGUUCACUCAGCUGCCCUACACAGCUCGAUACUACCAGAUUCUCAAGAAACGGCAGCAGCUCCCUGUGUGGGACUACCGAGAGAAUUUCACACACAUCCUGAUGCAUCACCAGUGUUUCCUUAUUGUAGGAGAGACCGGCUCUGGAAAGACUACACAGAUCCCCCAGUGGUGCGUGGAAACGUUUCAGUCCACGGGGGAAGCCAAGCGGGCGGUGGCCUGCACCCAGCCCAGGCGGGUGGCGGCCAUGAGCGUCGCCCGGAGGGUGGCCGACGAGAUGGAUGUCACGCUGGGCCAAGAAGUGGGGUACUCCAUCCGCUUUGAGGACUGCAGCUCUACCAAGACCGUACUCAAGUACUUGACGGACGGAAUGCUGCUGCGGGAGGCCAUGAGCGACCCGUGGCUGGAGCACUACGCCGUCAUUGUUCUGGAUGAGGCUCACGAACGCACGCUCGCCACAGACGUCCUUCUAGGCGUCCUCAAGCGGGUGCUCCGCCAAAGAUCGGACCUCAAGGUAAUCGUCAUGAGCGCCACGCUGGAUGCAGGCAAGUUCCAGGCAUUCUUUGACGGCUGCCCGCUGCUGUCCAUCCCCGGACGCACGCACCCCGUGGAGGUCUUCUACACGCCCGAACCCGAGCGUGACUACCUGGAGGCGGCCGUCCGCACCGUUGUUCAAAUCCACAUGUGCGAGGAGGACCAAGGGGAUAUUUUACUGUUCCUCACCGGGCAAGAGGAAAUCGAGGAGGCCUGCAAACGCAUCAAGGCGGAGGUCAACGACUUGGGACCUGACGCCGGCGAGGUGAAAAUUAUCCCGCUGUACUCCACACUGCCGCCACUGCAACAGCAGAGAAUCUUCGAGUCGCCUCCGGCCAAUAAACCCAACGGUGCCAUCGGAAGGAAGGUUGUCGUGUCAACCAACAUCGCUGAGACAUCCCUCACCAUCGAUGGCAUCGUGUUUGUGAUCGACCCUGGGUUUGCCAAGCAAAAGGUGUACAACCCUCGCGUCCGAGUGGAGUCCCUUCUGGUAUCCGCCAUCAGCAAAUCGUCGGCGCAACAGAGGAUGGGCCGAGCCGGACGCACGCGUCCCGGGAAGUGCUUCCGAUUGUAUACGGAAAAGACCUACAGGACAGAGAUGCAGGACAACGCCUAUCCAGAGAUCCUCAGGUCCAAUCUGGGCUCAACGGUGCUGCAACUGAAGAAGUUGGGAAUCGACGACCUGGUGCAUUUUGACUUCAUGGAUCCACCAGCCCCUGAGACGCUGAUGCGGGCUUUGGAGCUGCUCAACCACCUGGAGGCCCUGGACGACGACGGCGAACUGACGGGUCUGGGCGCCGUGAUGGCCGAGUUCCCGCUGGAUCCGCAGCUGGCCAAGAUGGUCGUCACCAGCUGCGAGUUGGGGUGCUCUGACGAGGCACUCUCCAUCACCGCCAUGCUGUCAGUCCCGCAGUGCUUCAUGCGACCUCCUGAAGCCAAAAAGGCGGCCGACGAUGCCAAGAUGCGACUGGCCCACCCAGACGGAGACCACCUGACUCUUCUCAACGUCUACCUCGCCUUCCAACAAAGCCACCGGUCAUCACAGUGGUGCUACGACAACUUUGUCAGCUACCGCUCGCUGAUGGCGGCGGACAGCGUGCGCCUGCAGCUGGACCGCAUCAUGGAGCAAUCGGGCUUGCCCCGGCGGACCUGCGACGGGGACGACGUCCACAUCCGCCGCAUGCUGCUCACUGGUUUCUUCAUGCAGGUUGCUCACCUUGAGCGCAGCGGCCACUAUUUGACGGUGAAAGACAAGCAGGUGGUCCAGCUGCACCCGUCCAGCGUGCUAGGCCGCAAGCCCGAGUGGCUCCUCUACGGCGAGUACGUGCUCACGGCCAAGAACUACAUUCGCAUGUGCACCCGCAUCCACCCGCAGUGGUUGCUGGAAAUCGCCCCGCGCUACUAUGAGAUGAGCAACUUCCCGCCGUGCGAAGCCAAGAGAGAGUUGCAGCGCAUCAAUGGCGAGCUCUCAUCCAAGCAAUUGUGAAGAAAAGAAAUGCAGCCCAUUUGUUGCGAGUCAAGGGGAGAUAUCACCGAGAUUGGCUUUUAUCCAGAACAGUUCCCAUCUCAUCAGGUUGGACGAUCACGCGUCCGCCUCUCAUCUUUUUUUGAGAGCUGGAUUGUUGUCACAUUUAUUCCUCUCACAAGUAAUAAACAUGAAUUUUGGUAUAAAACAA
Hippocampus comes (tiger tail seahorse) is the source of this 2486-nucleotide messenger RNA. It is a transcript of the gene dhx15, whose product is annotated as DEAH (Asp-Glu-Ala-His) box helicase 15. Gene Ontology annotation, cellular component: spliceosomal complex; intracellular anatomical structure. The transcript has 14 exons. Gene Ontology annotation, molecular function: ATP binding; RNA helicase activity; RNA binding. The record is from RefSeq and is a predicted model, not a curated record. Lineage: Eukaryota; Metazoa; Chordata; Actinopteri; Syngnathiformes; Syngnathidae. Bases 155 to 2296 code for a protein of 713 amino acids.